Andrographis paniculata is the source of this 1945-nucleotide messenger RNA. Its product is annotated as internal alternative NAD(P)H-ubiquinone oxidoreductase A1, mitochondrial-like. NCBI's taxonomy places the organism in Eukaryota, Viridiplantae, Streptophyta, Magnoliopsida, Lamiales, Acanthaceae. The transcript has 8 exons. The record is from RefSeq and is a predicted model, not a curated record. Gene Ontology annotation, molecular function: NADH dehydrogenase activity. Bases 285 to 1778 code for a protein of 497 amino acids.
AAUAAUUUUGGCGGUUUUCCCAGACGUUAUCUGCAAUGGCGUCCAUACACUCUGCAACUCCUCUCAUCGCACUCCAUCAAAACUUAAGCUACCGACGCGCACUCGGAUUUCAUCUACAGGAAUCUGCAGCGGCGUUCGAUUCAUGCGGAACGACACGCAGAAACGAAUUAGAUGAAUUGAUUCCAAUUCAGCAACUUGUUUGACGGUUUGCCUCGCGAUCGAUUUCGAUUUGGAUUCCGAUGCGCGAUCGAUUUAAUUGAUGCUGGACUACAGACUCACUCAGAAUGCCGUGGUUGAGGAAUUUCAUCCAGCUCUCCGCCGCCGUCCUCUCCAAGAGACAGCGACCGGCGACGUCGACGUUGGGAGCUCCUCCGGGGCCCACUGUUCAAUUGCUGAAGCAUUUCAGUGCGGAGGUCGGUGCGGAGAAGCCUCCAGGCUUGGGGCCGACGAAGAGGACGGAGAAGCCUAGAGUGGUGGUGCUGGGGUCGGGCUGGGCUGGGUGCAGGCUGAUAAAGGACAUCGAUACGACAAUUUAUGAUGUCGUUUGCGUUUCGCCGAGAAAUCACAUGGUCUUCACUCCGCUGCUGGCUUCUACUUGCGUCGGUACGUUGGAGUUCCGGUCAGUUGCUGAGCCGAUCGGGAGGAUCCAACCGGCGAUUUCUCGUGAACCUGGUUCGUAUUUCUUCCUGGCUAAUUGUACUGGAAUUGAUUUCAGGAAUCACCAGAUUAGCUGCCAAACUGUCACUGAAGGAGCUAAUGCCAUAGAUCCAUGGAACUUCAAGCUCGCGUACGACAAGUUAGUCAUUGCUUCCGGAGCGCAGGCUUCGACGUUUGGGAUUAAAGGCGCAAAUGAAUACGCAACAUUCCUUCGCGAAGUUCAUCAUGCGCAGGCCAUCAGGAGGAAAUUGCUUCUGAAUCUGAUGCUGUCAGAUGUGCCAGGAGUAAGCGAUGAAGAGAAGCGUAGGCUCUUACACUGCGUCGUUGUUGGGGGUGGUCCUACCGGAGUAGAGUUCAGCGGCGAGCUUAGUGACUUCAUACAGAAGGAUGUUCAUCAAAGAUAUGCACAUGUGAAAGAUUACAUUCAAGUUACACUAGUUGAGGCGAAUGAGAUACUAUCAUCAUUCGACGAUCGCCUCAGAAAAUACGCGAUCAAGCAACUGACCAAGUCAGGAGUCCAUCUUGUUCGUGGACUUGUGAGGGAUGUUGAGGCGGACAAGAUAAUUCUCAACGACGACACCAGCAUCCCAUACGGUGUUCUUGUGUGGUCUACCGGUGUCGGUCCGUCGCCAUUUGUGACUUCUCUGGAUAUCCCCAAAUCCCCUGGAGGAAGGAUAGGAAUCGACGAAUGGCUUCGGAUCCCAUCAGAGGAGGACGCAUUCGCCAUAGGCGACUGCAGCGGGUUUCUUGAGAGCGUAGGGAAGCCGGUUCUCCCAGCCUUGGCACAGGUAGCGGAGAGACAGGGGAAGUACCUGGCAGGGUUGCUGAACCGUGUAGGGAAGAGUGGAGGAGGGCAUGCGGAAGGGGCAAAGGAGAUGGAUUUGGGAGAUGGAUUUGUGUACAAGCAUCAAGGCAGCAUGGCCACAAUUGGGAGGUACAAGGCACUGGUGGACCUAAGGCAGAGCAAGGAAGGAAGAGGAGUGUCGAUGGCAGGGUUUGUGAGCUUCUUUGUGUGGAGGUCGGCAUAUCUGACGAGGGUGAUCAGCUGGAGGAACAGGUUUUAUGUACUUACCAACUGGUUGACCACUCUAAUCUUCGGGAGGGACAUUAGUCGUAUUUAAUUUAAUUUCAUUUACUCACUCAUGCUUUGCAUGCUAAUUAUUAUAAUUAUUAUUAUUAUCUUAUAUAACAUGUGAAUGUGAAUCUAUUGUUGUUACUCUUGGAAUUAAUAUGCAUGUAAACUCUCUAAUUGAACCGAGUUGCAUAUAAACAUAGUCCUAAUUCACAA